Messenger RNA from Emiliania huxleyi CCMP1516, 748 nucleotides. RefSeq lists its product as hypothetical. The transcript has 3 exons. Lineage: Eukaryota; Haptophyta; Isochrysidales; Noelaerhabdaceae. Bases 24 to 716 code for a protein of 230 amino acids. The record is from RefSeq and is a predicted model, not a curated record.
UCCUCAUCAGCUGGUCGGCCACCAUGUGGGCCUCCCGGCCUGCUGCGGCGGCGCGGCCGGUUGAGGCUGGGCUCGGCCCGGCCCGCGACGGCUGGCCGCCGACGAGCGCGCUCGCGCUGCUCGUCAAAAUGGCGGCGGUGUCGAUUGCGGCGACGGUCGUUCAGUCGCUCAGCGCUCAGGCGUCUGUCGUCUGUCGUCUGUUGUCGCAGUUCGCACACGCGCGCGCUCCGCGAGGGCAUGAGCCUUCCGCGAUUCGAUCCCGCAGCCAAAAGCUGCUCGCUCGAACCGCGGCCGACUCUACCAUCGCGGCCGCAGCUGUUGAGCUCUCCAGAAGACUGGUGCCUGAUAUGCUGCCUCCCUGCGGAUGCUGCCGGCGAGCCUGGCGGUCCGCUGACUACAAGGAAGUGCUGACUCGAUUUCUACUCGAAUUUUUCUACCCCCACGACUCGGAACGCGAAUGUGACAGGACCAUCGGGUCCUUCGGCCACCAAAGCGAGAUCACCCGAGAGCAGCUGAGUCUGCCUCUGGCCUCGCCUCCCUCUCCUCCAGGGACCAGGCAUUCGUGGCAUCCUAUGGGUCGUCCAGAGUAUCGACCUCUGGCCCAUGAAGUACAGAGCGAUCGCCACCUCGCUGGCCUCUCCGCAAGGCCCCCCGACCGCGUCGAACUCAUCGGCGCGGGCUCUCUCGGCUACGGGACCGGCCCCAGCUUCGGCUGAGGGCUGACAAGCUGCCGAGCCCAAAUCACUGU